AUGGCUGAAGAGGAGCUUUCUGAUGCUCAACUCCAGCAAUUGCUCAGGGGUGCCGAGGAGCGCUUGAGGGCCGCCAAAGGGAAUAUCAAGGGAAAUACCGCAGCCAGCUCGCUGGCAGCUCUCCAACAACUUCCGAAGAUUGCACCCCAGAAUCCUCUAGUUCCAUUCGUGAGCAAAACGGCCCAAGGUGCUCAGGUCGAUGCCUCGAAACUCGUGAAUCCCGAGCAACGGAAACUAGCCAAUGGGUUCAGGACAGUCGAAGAUCCGGUCAUGGUCAGAGAGAGAGCAGCUAAGAUGAAGAAAGCUACUGCUGGUGCCAGCUGGUACGACCUCCCACGAACAAAUUUGACUCCGGAACUCAAACGAGACUUCCAACUACUCAAAAUGAGAUCGGUUCUGGACCCAAAGCGGCAUUACAAGAAGGAGGGUUCAAAGCAAGAGAUACCGGAAUUCUCACAAGUCGGUACCAUCAUUGAAGGGCCAACAGAAUUCUUCAGCGCGAGAUUAUCAAACAAGGAUCGGAAGCGAACCUUGGUUGAAGAGGUGCUUGAGGGCGAGAGAGCUACUCAGCGCUUCAAGACCAAAUACAAUGAGAUCCAGGCUGCCAAGACAAGUGGCAAGAAGGCUCAUUACAAGAAAAUGAGGUCCUUGAGACGUGGCACGAAAGGUUGA
Messenger RNA from Venustampulla echinocandica, 672 nucleotides. RefSeq lists its product as uncharacterized. Gene Ontology annotation, cellular component: nucleolus. Gene Ontology annotation, biological process: RNA processing. The record is from RefSeq and is a predicted model, not a curated record. The coding region runs from base 1 to 672 and encodes 223 amino acids. NCBI's taxonomy places the organism in Eukaryota, Fungi, Ascomycota, Leotiomycetes, Helotiales, Pleuroascaceae. The transcript is spliced from 3 exons. Gene Ontology annotation, molecular function: RNA binding.